This is a messenger RNA of Rangifer tarandus platyrhynchus (Svalbard reindeer), 2292 nucleotides long. NCBI's taxonomy places the organism in Eukaryota, Metazoa, Chordata, Mammalia, Artiodactyla, Cervidae. The record is from the annotation of a GenBank genome assembly.
AUGCUUGCUGUCAAGCGUGAAUCACCAGAAAUAGUCAGACUUCUUCUUCAGCAAGGUGUUGACAUCUUUUCUCAAGAUGUUUUUGGAUGGACCACAGAAGAAUAUGCUGCUAUUAGUGGUUUUAAUAUGUUUCCCAAUGAACCUGGCGUUGAUUUAGGGCCUACAUCAAACAAUGAAGUCUUAGAUUUUAAAACCAAGCAUGUCGUGAAACCAAAGUUAACAAAGCUCAUGAAGCCUUCUCAGCAGUCCGACAGGAACAUGGAAGCAAAGUGUGGCAUUUUGAGACCAGAGAGUACCACUUUCUCUGAGGACAAUAAUUCUGAUAGUAACAUUGAAGAUGUGGUUGAAACAUUUCCCAAACCAUCACCCUGGUUUGAGGGCAUCUGUCAGCCUGCCUUCCCAUCACCUGAGCCUGUUCCAAAACUUCUCAAGUCUGUAGCAGGCCUUGGUCCUGCAAAGCAGAGUGUUUCUGAGAGCCUUCCACAGAAGUAUGUGGGUCAUUUGCCUGGAACUGCUGGUCAAAGAGAAAAAAAGACAUUAAAUGAACAAAUAGAAGAGUCUCCUGAGAAAUAUCCUAAUGUGAAGCAGGCCGUUGAAGUGAAAGAUUCUGUUCCUAAUAAAGCAGUCAGAAUGAAGGAUGCACAGACAUCUAAUUCAGACUGGGAUUCGACUACUUUGAGCCUCAAUAGUGAGACUUGUCAAAGAGCCAGGCAUUUGAAAGUUGAUGAUCAGCGUCCGUUGGUGUCCCAACUGGUGACCAAAAGUCAGUCAGCACCCACAGAACUCGGACAGAAGACCGCAACAGAUAAAGAAAAGAUGAAAAAUGCAGCGAUGUUUCUGGUAGGGAAUUCCAUGCCCCAUCACCCGGGCCAGUCUCCGCUGCCAGAAAACAGGGAAAGCAAACAAGAUUUGUCAGGAGAACUAGACAUGGAAGAACAAGAAAAACUUCAUGGAAAUGAAAAUAACCAUUCACAGGUUGAAGAAGAAAAGAGGCACAAAAGUAGAGAAGUGGAAGUAUCAGACCACGUAUGCGAUGCUGCUGAUGAGAGUCAAUUGAUUCAGCAGAGAAAGAGUGGAGGAAAUAACAAGCAGGAGUUUCCUGCUAUGGAGAAUAAAGGUUCCGAUGGUAGCGAUCCUGGCAUGCCCAGGAAGGAGAUAGAGAAAAAGAAAAAUGACAAAUGGACACCAGAAGAAUGUGUGAUUGUACCAGUAUUUGAAAAGACCAAUUCACUGACUGAUGGGCUGCUGCACGUGAAGGAUGACAGCAUUUUAAGGAAAGUGUAUCAAGAUGACAGCAGGCCUGCAAGGGAAACAGCAUAUGAAAAGAAGAAGGUUUCUGAUAGUGGUAGAAAGGCAAAAGGUCUGUUGCGCAAAAGCCACAUGCAGGAUGAAAUUGCCAUGCCAAGAUUAGAAAUAGACACAGGGAAAAAUCAGAACCAGGAGAAAGAAAAGAAAUGUUUUGAGGGUACUGAAAUUGUAAAAGGAGAGAAUGAUUAUCCUCAAAAGGCAAUAAAAUUGAACAAGGAAAUGUUGACAAAGGCCAUAUUCCAGCAUCCUGGCCAGCUUACCAUUCCGGUAGCUGAAAAUACAAUGCUAAACCCUGAGCUGGAGAAUGCAAAGCGAAGCAAAGAAAGACUGGAAACAGAAGUGGAAUCCUACCACUCUAGACUGGCUGCUGCCAUACACAAUCGUGAUCAAGGUCAGAUAUCACAAAGAAACCUGUCACUUGCCUCCCAGAAAGCAAAAGACAAGACGUUACGCUUGCAGGACCCAAUGAAGUUCGAUAUGGCUAAGCUGAAAAGUGACAAUGAGAUGCUUUCCCAGGGACUUUCUAAAGUGGAAAGUCAAUUCAAUACGCUAAAAAUCAAGCUGCAUCAGAUGAGAGAUGAUCUCGGAGAAAAGACUUUGAUGUUAGAACCUGUCCAGAGAGACUUACUCCAAGCAGAGCAUCAAAAGCAGGAUACUGGACACAUGUAUCAGAUUGAACAAGGCAAAGUGAAGGAAUAUCUUGGAAAGCAGGAAUCCUUAGAGGAGAGGUUAUCUCAACUCCAGAGUGAAAACAUGUUGCUCCGACAGCAGCUGGAAAAUGCACAAAAUAGAGCUGACAGUAAAGAGAAGACAGUCAUUAGCAUCCAAGACCAGUUUCAGCAGAUCAUGAAAAAUCUUCGUGCUGAACAUGAGAAACAAGGUCUGAUGCUGGAGGAAAGAAACAAGGAUUUAAUCAACAAAUGUAGUUAUUUAGAAGAGAGUGUGUGUCAGUAUGAAAAUAAGAAAGCAGAAAGAAAAUUGUGA